AUGGACGGCUUCGGGGACGCCCUGCUGGGCACGCUGCUCUUGGCGCGGCUGCCGUCGCAGCCGCCGGAGGUGCUCUACUUCUACCAGCCUGAGGAGGAAAUCGACAAUGUCCUCUUUCCGGCUGCUCUGCAGGACCCGGAGCCCGAGAGCCCGGUGCGCAGCCCCGUCUUCCUGCGGGCCCGCGACCCCAACAACAUGGGAGCACCGCUGAUGGCCUCAGCGGAGGACCUGAACAAGCAGGCGCUGGAGUUCUUUGGGGUGCCCAGUAGCAGCUUGGCCAAGUUCGUGCUGCCCAUGUCCGAGAGCAUGAUGUGCAACCAGAGCGCCAUCAUGGAGCUGGAUGCUGGCUUGUUCGAGACCUCGCACCGCCACAACUACAAGGAGAACCACGACCACCUGCUCUUCGUGUCCUACCCCUGCGGCUUUGCCAAGCUGAGCGCGCGGCAACUGGAGAACUGGCCCGAGAAACUCCCAGCUGGGACCCGGGUGCAGUGCUUCAACAUCGUGCAUGUACUGGACUCGAAGCGGGUACAGCGCCUGGAGACGAGGGUCCGAGUGUUGGCGGAGGCAACGGAGCAAGUCUCCAACCUCCUUGCGAAGCACGAGGUGGAGAAUGGCUACGUGUCGAGGGAGGUCCGGCGAUUGAAGGAGGUGAUGCGGAUGAAGAGCUUCCAGGACCUGAAUGACCUCGAGCUGAACCAGCAAAAGGCCGAAAGCGAAGGCGCCUCCUUGCAUCCACUGGAGCUCCUGGUUGCGGAGCUGCACAACAACAUGCGGGUGGCGGGCAGUCAGAAGAUCCUGGUGAACGGGGAGGAUCUCUUCCGGUACCAUGCCUUCGAAGAGGCCGCGCCGGUGCUGUCGCCCGUGCAGGGCGUCUCUUUGUCCCGCGCGCGGGAGGAGAUCAGCUCAGAUUUGGGCCCAGACACGGACGAGUGCGUGCGUACGCUGGUGCAGUACGCGGACCCCGCGCUGAGCUUGUCGGAGCUGCACCUGCACACCGGGCUGGACAUGCACCACCUGCAGGAGGCCGCCCGGAACCUGAUCAUGCUGAAGAAGGCCAAGCUGGUGAACGUCUUCCGGGAUGACAUCCGGGUGGGCCUGGCGCCCAACGUGGACACCUCGAGGGACUCACUGGCGGCCCAGCACUUUCGGGACUGGCGCAAGAAGCAUCCGACCCCGGAGACCAAGGACAAGAAGUCCACCACCACGUUCACGGAGGCGCUCACGCUCUUCCACAAGGGCCGUCGCCUGGGGGAGAUCAAGGAGAGCUUCUCUACGGAGGAGGAGUUCAAGAUGAUCCUGGGCUAUCUGGUGGCUCAAGGCCUCGUGGUUCAGCUGGGCCAGUUCUGCCACUUCAUGCCCUCGCGGGCGAAGCGGGAGAGGCCCAGCGGCUUUGCGGCAGGCAGCGGCUUGCGCGAUCGGUACCUCCGUGAGGGCAGCCCGGCGCAGUUCAAGGAGUCGGAGUUUCGGCUGUUGGAGGGCCGCAGCGAGGACGAGGGGCAGCUGCGCUUCUUCUUGGACUUCGUGCUGGAGAUCGUCCGACCCCACAGGCGUAUCGACGGGGUGGACUUCCAGACAUUGCUGAAGCAAGGCAACUGGACGUCGCAGCAAGGGAUGAAGCUUUUGGCCGACAACGAUGACAUCUUCGUGCUCUACUCUAGCCGAUGUUAG
Effrenium voratum is the source of this 1671-nucleotide messenger RNA. The record is from the annotation of a GenBank genome assembly. Lineage: Eukaryota; Dinophyceae; Suessiales; Symbiodiniaceae.